Torulaspora globosa is the source of this 276-nucleotide messenger RNA. It is a transcript of the gene RSM19, whose product is annotated as mitochondrial 37S ribosomal protein uS19m. The record is from RefSeq and is a predicted model, not a curated record. The coding region runs from base 1 to 276 and encodes 91 amino acids. Lineage: Eukaryota; Fungi; Ascomycota; Saccharomycetes; Saccharomycetales; Saccharomycetaceae. Gene Ontology annotation, molecular function: structural constituent of ribosome; RNA binding. Gene Ontology annotation, cellular component: ribosome; cytosolic small ribosomal subunit. Gene Ontology annotation, biological process: ribosomal small subunit assembly; translation. The transcript has a single exon.
AUGUUCCAGACUGCUGCUUUACUUUCCCGUUCGGCUUGGAAGGGACCUCACAUUGUACCACUACCGAUCAAAGAGGCAAUGGCUAAAGGAACGCCUAUCAGAACGAACGCCAGAGCUGCAACGAUACUUCCUCAGUUUGUAGGACUGAAGUUCCAAGUGCACAAUGGUAAGGAGUACGUGGCGUUUGAAGUUGUAGAAGAUAUGGUUGGCAGAAAACUGGGCGAGUUUGUCCCCACGAGAAAGAGAUUCAGUUAUACUCAAACGAAGAACAAAUGA